This is a messenger RNA of Aphanomyces invadans, 605 nucleotides long. RefSeq lists its product as hypothetical. The coding region runs from base 46 to 498 and encodes 150 amino acids. The transcript has a single exon. Lineage: Eukaryota; Oomycota; Saprolegniomycetes; Saprolegniales; Verrucalvaceae. The record is from RefSeq and is a predicted model, not a curated record.
GAUCGCGCGGCGUUUGUUCCACCCGCACAAGAAAUUCGAGCGAAGAUGAAGGUGGUCAUGGCGUCCGCGUUGGCCGCCACGACCGUCGCUGUUGCGACGCAGCUGGCGUCGGGGACCCCUUCCUCCCGCGCUAUCCACGUAUGCUCGUCCAGUGUUGCCGCGCUCAAUGGCGUGUACGAAGUGGACGAGUCCCUUCGCUCGGACAACGCACCCGUGUUUACACGCACGGAUGAAGAUGGCGACGACAUCGCAACAAGCGAUUAUCGCCUUUUUCGCCACCAAGGGUUUUGGGCAUUUGCAAACUUUGCAUCGUGGCCUCCUGAGGUUGAAUUCCGCUGCGACCCGUACCGAAACAACCAUGAAGACAGCGUUGCUUGUGAGAAGGACCAAGUCGAGCCGCCGCUCCGCGGGUACACCUCCCGCCAAUCGGUCUUGUCGCGACCUCCGACUUUGCAGCUGCACCCAUGCAGCGUCGACCUUGGCGUGACAGAGGUAUAAUGAACAAGGUCGCUCGAUGGUGCCAGUGUUAUCGUGGCUCAAUUCCAACGCACAGCGAGCUCUUCAGCUUGAAACGUAAUCUUCGCCAUGAGAGCGACGUGGUCCGA